AUGGUCUCAAAUAAGGCUCCAAAUAACGACGGUAAUAAACGAGGAGGCAAUCAAAUGCCCAAUCGACAACGGUUCAAGCAGGGCUUCGGCAAGCAGUACAACCAAAUGAACAACAUGAGAAACAUGAGUGCAAUGUUCAACGCGAAUCAGCUCGGAGAUGAUCCGGGCUUUGUUGAUUUCAACGAUGACUCGAUUACUUCUGCAAACGAAACGGGCGUUGCGAACACAAAUGCUGCGAAUGGCUCCGAUAGUGGAAGUAAAAACUAUUCCAGUGGUAACCGAAGAAUGAAUCAACCGAUGAAGCGUCCCAUGAAAAACGGUGGUCCGGGUAUGCGACACCGCAUGAACGGCGGAACAAACGGAAUGCCCAACUGGGGGCAUCCAAUGGCUCCUCCGAACAUGUUUCCCGGUUCAUCCUCUGGUAAUCGCCGUGGUCCUAUGAACCCUCCGCCCAUACCACCACCAGUUCCACCGGCACAUUUUCGCAAUGGUCCCGGAAUGCGUAUGCGAGGGCCACCGAAUGGUAGAUUCGGCGCAGGGCCUCCAGGUCCGAUGUCGCUUUUAUCGAUGCACAGGUCAUUACCUCCUCCAAUCCCUCCGAUGACAGGCCGACCGAUGGGUCCGCCGCUUGGUAUGGGACGAAUGAUGCCACCGCCUCUACGCCAUGGUCCCGAUGGGCAAAUGCGCCGAAACGUUAAUGGAAAUUUGCACGGACGUGGUAUGAUCCCUAAAAUGAAUUCAUUUCCUCGCAACGGGAUGACACCGAAUGGAGGCACCAUAGGUCCGAAUGGAAAACGUGCGCGAACAAAACCCGUACAGCAGAGGGAAGAAUAUCCAUUAGAAAAACCAUGGGUAACGGAGGAAAUCAAAUCUGAACAUGAUAAAAAAGCUGAACUUGCAAAUCGGCUCAAAGGACAUCGUGACGAUGCGCUGUACGCACAGUUUAAAGAACAACGAGACAAAUUCGUCAAAAUGUAUGAAGCAGCGCGCCUUGAAUUCAUCGGUAAACACCCUGAACAGGAUGUAGAUAAAAUCUUGACCGAGCCGGCUUGUAAAAAGGCCCGUAUCGAUAUCGUAGAAAAACAGAAUGAAGUCGCAGCUGCCUCAGAUAAACUCACUAAAUCUGAAGAAACUACCAGCAGCAGUGCGCAGAUCACUGUUUCUACUGUAACUUCUACUGAUACUACAAAAGCUCACAUUAAUGGUAGCAGUAACGGGCCUAAUGUCGUCACUUCCACUUCUACUUCUAAUCCUAAUAAUGUCUCUCCUGCUACCAAUGAUACCAAUGACACCAUUGAAAUCAUUUCUACUCCUGCAAACACCGAAUCGGUACCGGUACAAUCAGGGACUGUUCCUGUUGCGGCUUCAACCGAAAAUACUGCAGCUGUCUAA
Messenger RNA from Anopheles nili, 1392 nucleotides. It is a transcript of the gene fs(1)K10, whose product is annotated as DNA-binding protein K10. The record is from RefSeq and is a predicted model, not a curated record. The coding region runs from base 1 to 1392 and encodes 463 amino acids. The transcript is spliced from 2 exons. NCBI's taxonomy places the organism in Eukaryota, Metazoa, Arthropoda, Insecta, Diptera, Culicidae.